Molecule: messenger RNA, 506 nt
Organism: Macrosteles quadrilineatus (aster leafhopper)
Lineage: Eukaryota; Metazoa; Arthropoda; Insecta; Hemiptera; Cicadellidae
Exons: 2
Coding region: 123-506 (127 amino acids)
Source: RefSeq, a predicted model, not a curated record
AAAAUUGUUAUUCCUGUGACUUUGAAAACCCCCACUGGACAUAUUUUGAAAGGCAGUUAAAAUCCUUUGAAUCGAGACAGUGUGAAAAUUCUACUAGUCUUAAUGAAGCAAUCAAGGAAAAAAUGGAUAAAUCUUAUCUCAGCAGUUUUCUGUACCAUCUCAACCAAAAACAGAAGCAGGAAACUUUCAUUCAACAAGAUAAACUGGAAAGGAUACAAUUUGAUAUUGUGAAAGGUCUUGUGGAUAUUGAAAAAUUUGAGAGGUUCAACAAUAUUUGUGAUGAUUUGAUUGGGCUAAUUGAACUUUACCUUAGGCAUCAUAGUACAGGAAAAAUGACUGUAAAGGAAGUUUUGAAGAGAAUGAAGGUCUUAAGACUGACUGGUUCUAAGAUAGGCAAGAUGGAUGACUCUCUACGCAGACUGGUAGACCUGGAGGUUCUAGUGUUGGCUGGCAACUGUCUGUUAUCUUGCAAAGGAGUCAGCCAAGGGAGGACUGAUUGUCAAUGA